AUGGGCAACUUCGAGAACAAUGGCUGGCGCAUGGCCUCAGGACGCGGUCGUGGCGGCCGUGGCGGCCGCGGUGCGAAGAGCUUUGCUAAAACGGAGUCCAUGCAAUCUAUUAAGGCUUUGCAAACCCAGAAACGCGGUGAGGAUAAAGAGAGGCUCAAGAGAAAGCGCGAAGAGUCGGCACAACUUGAGGGUGCGUUUAUCAUCGCCAGCGAGCACCUCGUACCCGAUGAGAUCAGGGAAGAAGGAUUCUUUGACCAGGUCGCCAAGGAAACUGGUUGCACUAUCGAGGAGUCACCUCUGGCGGAUGGUUUUCACAUGCUCGUUCUGCGUAGUCAGGAUAAGAUGCAAAUGGACGCUGCACACAGCGCCAUAGCCAACAGGCUGCACAUUCUACGCCAGAUUCAGCGUUCCUUCUCACGAACCCUGUUCCUCCAGUCACCAGCACGGUCGGACUGGGCUGCAAUGAUCUCCAUGGAGGUGUCAGAGAGACCGUUUGUCAUUGACAAGAACCUGUUGCGUGGACUUCCUGCUGCCGAGCACCCGGCCGUCAUGUCAAGUCUCCUGGAUCGGCUUGUUAUUGACGUUCCCAAUGCUGCCUACGGCGCCAUGAACCUACCAUCAGCGCAGUUCCUUGAAAUGCGAAUUUCGUUCGGUCGGCUCAAUAUCGAAAAGAGGAGGAAGGAUGUGCCAGAUAAGCUGUCCUAUCGAUCCUUUGAGAAAGCCCUCAGUUCCUACCAGAGCCGCGGCCAUGCUGCCGCUCUUGCAACACGGUUGGCAGACCUGCAAAAUGUAGACGAGGCCAUAAAUCUGCUCACUCGCCGCGGAGGUCCCGGCUUGUCCGUGGACGAGUGCACGAGGCGAAACGAGCUGAUCACGACCAUUCGAGAUAUCGAGAUGCAGAGCGAACUACGGGCUGUGAUCCUCGAGGAACGUUUGGGCAACGAAAGACUAGAGCAGCCCGUCGCUGUGCCACACCUAGACUGGUGCGCGAUUGCGCCUGAAGAAGACUUUGACUGGAUGCUCCGCAUCAGCUCAACAAUCAGCCAAGAGAUACCUGCUCGAUAUAAAGAGUACCUGAAGAAUAUCAGUUUCGAGUGGAGCAAAGACGAGACAAUGGGGGCAUUUGAGCUCCUUUGGCCUCGGCUGAGUCGCCCUUGGACGGUCAAGGGUAUCGAUAUCAUCAAGACCUGCGUCAAAAGCUCGCUGAUUGUUCCAUUAGCGGGCACACAAUACGUAGUCGAGGUCAGCGCGACUCGCCAGUGGAAUGACAGGCUCCAAGCUAAGCCCCUCACGACAUGGACUAUCGAGAUGUAUUCGGAGCAUUGGGAGGAGGCCAUGAACCUAAGCGGUAGAGAUGGCCGUGACUGGGGCUCGGAUUUCAAAAACGUGUGGCAUGAGGAGGCGCCCGGUCAUAGUCUCCGUCAGAGGCUCGACCAGUUCGUUCGUUGCAUCCUUACCGUACAGGAUACACUCCGCGGCUUAAGUAAUGCAGAGCAAGUACACAGUGGGAAACAACAAGGGCUUCAAGAGAAAAUGGAGAUCACCAACCACGAGCUGAUCGACAUGAACUUCGCAAGAACCCCCGAGGCACUCACAAGCCCUAGAAGGGCUUCAGUGGCUGUGUCGACCAUGUUCGAACAUUUGCAUAUGGGCGGCGGACACGAAGAAAAGGACAACGAUCAGGAAACCGAUUCGUCCGAGGACUUGAUCGAGCUUUGA
Molecule: messenger RNA, 1719 nt
Organism: Emericellopsis cladophorae
Lineage: Eukaryota; Fungi; Ascomycota; Sordariomycetes; Hypocreales; Bionectriaceae
Exons: 4
Coding region: 1-1719 (572 amino acids)
Source: RefSeq, a predicted model, not a curated record